Drosophila grimshawi is the source of this 849-nucleotide messenger RNA. RefSeq lists its product as uncharacterized. Bases 25 to 612 code for a protein of 195 amino acids. NCBI's taxonomy places the organism in Eukaryota, Metazoa, Arthropoda, Insecta, Diptera, Drosophilidae. The transcript has 2 exons. The record is from RefSeq and is a predicted model, not a curated record.
AGUCUAUGAAAACACAUUUGAAAGAUGCGCUGCGUAUAUUUUUCUGUGAUUAUGUUGGCAGCAUUUAGCCUCGUGCAUGCACUGCCUUUAAAGGAUCGGAUACUUAUAGCUGAAGUUAAACAGGUUCUCCAAAAUACGAAACAUACAGUACUUCAGGACUCAGCGAAGCUUGUCAUUGAGUUAGGGGAAGCUAUUAUCAAUGCUCGGGUGGUUGACGAGCUUGUAAUACGACAAAUACAGACCCACAUUGUAAACCGAGGAAUAGCACUGCUUGAGAGAGGCAAUGUGUCUGAAGAGGAGACGGAUGCUCUUAGAAUUGAGAUGUGGAAGAUUCUAUCGUUCGAUAAGUUAAAUAAGCAGCAAAUAAAAGCUCGCUCAGCACUGUAUACACAUAACGCUAUAGAUGAUCUAAUCAGCAAUGCGGCAAAAAAAAUGAGCAGAGAGAUACGGUUGUUUACGCUUUUAGCCAAUCCAAAGAUACAAGAGCUCAGCGAUGCUACCAAACAAAGCGAACACGAACUAAUUAGGGCCUUUAACAAUGUAGCAUAUGCUGGUCUUGUGCAGCAGGAAGAUUCUUUAGAUGAAUUGGAAGCAGCUCUAAAAAAAUAUUAAAGUUCAACCGGAAGUUUUCUUCAAAAUUUAUAUAUAUAUAAUUUAUAUAUAAUUUGAUUAAUCGAGUUCCGCCACAACUUGUUUAGCGUUAUCAAUGAAUUUAACUUGUACAAAAUAUAUGUAUACAAAAAUAUAGAUAACAUAAGUGUAGUUGCAACUACUAACUUGUAAGUAUAAGUACAUAUUUAUUAAAUUGAAGAAUCAUCUGCUCUACCGCAUUGACUCUAUAAUCUCCAA